CAACUUAUAAUUAAAGCAAGCAAAAAUAAAAAUGGCUUUCUCACGCCUUUCAUUUGCUGCUUCUCUCGUUGUCUUCUCAUCUCUAAUCAUAUCCUCAGUUGCUUAUUACGGUGAUGAAGCAAACCCCGAGAACGGAAAAUUGAUUCCGGUAGCCGUUGAAGGUGUCAUCAUGUGCAAGUCCGGUGACAAAUCUUACCCAAUUCAAGGUGCAACGGCAAGAGUUACAUGUGUGAAGACAGACGUAUAUGGGGAAGAGAUUGUUCCUGUCUCAAUGAUGAGCAGCAAAACUGAUGCUAAAGGUUACUUCUUUGCCACACUAUUUCCUUCACAGCUUCGUGAAGGAAGGAUGGUGACCAAGUGCAAAGUUUUCCUUCACCAGUCUCCACUUGCUGAUUGCGAUUUUCCGACCAAUGUGAACAAAGGUGUGAAAGGACAGCCGUUGAGCAAAUACCGUAUUCUUGAAGACAAGAGUUUCAAGCUUUACUGGGCUGGUCCUUUCUUCUUCACCACUGAACCUACCUACUACUAACGAUCUUCUUUUGAUGAACAUGAUGUUAUCUGAGAAUCUUUCCUUUUGUUUGAUUCGUCGUGUAAUGGUGUCUGAAAAUGAGCUAAGAGUUUGUUUUCUUGUUUUUAAUUGAUUUAUCAUGUCUUACGAGCCAUUUUGUGA
Eruca vesicaria subsp. sativa (arugula) is the source of this 670-nucleotide messenger RNA. The record is from the annotation of a GenBank genome assembly. NCBI's taxonomy places the organism in Eukaryota, Viridiplantae, Streptophyta, Magnoliopsida, Brassicales, Brassicaceae.